This is a messenger RNA of Aspergillus aculeatus ATCC 16872, 398 nucleotides long. RefSeq lists its product as uncharacterized. The transcript has 3 exons. The record is from RefSeq and is a predicted model, not a curated record. NCBI's taxonomy places the organism in Eukaryota, Fungi, Ascomycota, Eurotiomycetes, Eurotiales, Aspergillaceae. The coding region runs from base 144 to 398 and encodes 84 amino acids.
CGGAGAUCUACAGUGACACUGACACUGACACUGACACUGGCAUUCUAUUCUCCGAGUUCAGCGCAGUCCAGCGGCAUUGUACAGAUAAAAGCACACCACCCCACAUCUCCUCACCCACCCCUCCAAAAUAAAAAAUAAGGAAGAUGAGCCGCAACUUCGUCCCAGUAGCCCUAUCCAUCGGCGCCGGGGUCCUCGGCGGGUACUAUGUCUGGCAACCGUAUUUCAAGGAGAUGCAGCUACACCAGCAACACCAGCAGUCGUUGAAUUCGGAAUCCACCGGUUCGACAGCGCCGCAAUCACAGGUUUCGACAUCUACAUCUACACCGACAUCGACACAUCAGGAGGCGGUCGCUGCGUCUACGACGGAUUCGGGGGUGGGGAAGGCAGCGGGGCAGUGA